This is a messenger RNA of Chara braunii, 3072 nucleotides long. NCBI's taxonomy places the organism in Eukaryota, Viridiplantae, Streptophyta, Charophyceae, Charales, Characeae. The record is from the annotation of a GenBank genome assembly.
UUACUCCCUGAUAUAUUUGUACUCAGGGUACGACGGACUACCAUUGCAUGCGCGGGAUAGGCCGUACACCGCAAUGCACACCCCCGUAGGCCAAUUGCAGAUGCAGGUGACCCCUAUGGGCUUUACGAAUACGGUAGCCGAAGCGCAAAGGAGAAUGCUCGCCGUAGCCGGAGACAUAUUUCCGGAGAAGUGUGAACCUUACAUCGAUGACAACCCGAUCAAAAGCGCUCAAGAGAAGGACGAGACGGAAGUCCAACCAGGAAUCCGAAGAUUUGUAUGGGACCAUCUACAGGACAUCAAGGACUUACUCCGCCGGUUCCUAGUAUCUAACAUCACGGCUAGCGGACCAAAGAGUAUUCUAGCAGUACCGGAAGUAACCAUACUAGGAUUUCGUUGUGGCGCAUACGGUAGGAAGCCAGAUCCGGCGAAGACAGACAAGAUAUCCCAGUGGCCAACACCCCUGCGCACGACAACGGAGAUUGCUGAGCCUAUCCGGGCCAUGAUUAGAGAAGAAGGGACCCUGGACUGGACGGAGGAGCAAGAAGGAGCCAAGGACAUACUAACAUCGGAGCAAGUCGCCUUGUCAGCACCCUGUUUUAAUGACGAAGUGGGACGACCAUUCAUCCUAGAAACGGAUGGAGGACCCUUGGCCGUAGGAGGCGUACUGAUGCAAAGGGAUGAGGAAGGAAAAGAGAGGUCAAUCAGGUUCGAAAGUAGAACCCUGAACUUCGCAGAACGGCGGUACUCACAGUUCAAGAAGGAGGUGUUAGCCAUCUUGCAUUGCCUCAAGACCUUCCAGGCCUACCUAUUUGGGAGGCGGUUCAUCCUUAGGAUCGAUCCGACGAAUGUUGUUGGGGCCUUAAAGAAUUACAGGCCUUUAGAUCCGAUGGUGGGGAGAUGGGUAGAAUUUAUCUGGCAGUUCAAAUAUAAGAUCGAACGGAUUGCUGAAAUAAGAAACAAGGCCGAUGGGCUGAGUCAGGUCUGCAUCACUCCCGAAGGGGUGGAGGAUGCGGAGCCCAUGGACGCAUUUAUGGAAUACGAAGGAGGAACUCUUGCGGUUGAUAACGAGAUGAUGGGGGAGGAAUGCGCGUCAAGAGAACUGUUGAUCCGGACCUUGGAGAAGGGGGCACCUGCCGUAGUAGCAGAACUUAGGGAAGGACCAAUCACCACUCAAGGUCGCAAAAAGGAGAAAAACUCGUGGGUAGCGAUAGUAGGACCGAAGGAGGAACUAAUAGCAAUGGCGGUUGAGGGAGGUCGGGAAGUCGUAAUGAGCCUAGUAGAAUCUUGGGAAAAGAAAGAGUUGCAGUGGAUGGUAAACCAGAUGCAGGAGAGAAAGAACGAGGACCAGGAAGGGAAGGAGUUUUUCUAUGUUCAGUAUAUCCUGGAUGCGCGAGACGACUUGAGUGGGUUCGUAAACGCGGUCGCUCUCAAGAAAAAGACAGGGAGAAGUGUAGCGGAUUGGAUAGAAGACUUCUACUUGAGGCAUCCCUUCAUCAAGAGGUUUAUAGCAGUUAAUGGGACAAAAUUUGUGAACCAAGAAGCGUUGGGAAUGCUUAAGAGGCUCUGCGUACCAAUCAAGCUCAUCGAGCCAUAUCAUCCGGAGGCCAAUGCACCUGUGGAAAGAGGGCACCGGACCUUAAAGAACACGGUUGCGAAGCUCGCGGCGGACAAUCUGGGGAGCUGGCCUAGGUACCUUAAGUACGCUAUCUUCUCAGAGAACAUGACACCUAAGAGGACGGCGAGAUGUAUCCCAGUGGAACUUUGGUACGGAAGGGAGACCAAUUUUCCCGUAGAAGCCUUGAUACCAACCUGGAACAAGUUAGAUCACGAUCCGCAUAUAACCACGGAAGAAUUGAUUGAGGCAAGAUGUCAACGAGUUCUUAGGAACGAGGAGGUCAUGGAAGACAUCGCCAACCGGGUACUAGACAGCAGAAUGAGGGACAAAGCAAGGUGGGACCGGGUUAAGAAUGUCGGAAAGGAGCCACUUCAGGACCAAGGAGAAAAACACAAGAAAAGCAAAAUGGAAUUCGGCAACGAGAAUGAUAGUGGGGCAGUCAACAGACCUACAGAAGAGGGAGGAGCGGGGCCAAGUCGAGAACGAAGGACUGCCAAGAGAAAAUUGGGCAUAGGGUUCAUGUCCAAGCAAGUGGUGGGCAGGGGUGUGAGAAAGCGCGUGUGUAGAGGACCUUCGCCCCUCCGGAAGGGAGUAGGUAUAUAUAUAUCAUCUGGAAGUGAGAGCGAGGAGGAAAGGGUAAGUGUGGGAGAAGGGGGCAAAGCGGAUAUGGGAGACAAGGCUCAGGCCUCUGACGAGGAAGGGGCCGAGAGAUGCGAGCAACGUGAAUCUUGGCAUCGGGAGAGCGAGGGGAAACAAGACAUAUGCGACAGACACAAGGACGGGGAAGAAAGAAGGGAAAGCCCGCAUGAAGAGCGGAGCGGCCACGACAAUUGUGAGGGGAGGUAUCCGGACUUUGAAGAAGGAUAUGGAGGGAGGGCAAAGAUUCCCUAUAGCUACGAUCCAAAGAACUUGAUGGGUGGAUACAGCCCCAUACAGACGGAAGAAGACGAGGAUGAGGAGGAGGAAGUACAGGAGGUCAUAGAGAUCAGCAGUGGGGAUGAGAAGGAUGAAAUCUCGAAGUCUAGAGAAGAGAGGUGGCCCCCGAUACACCAGGCGCGCAAAGGGGCCUUCAGAUGGGAGGAUGAGUUUGGGCCAACGCCCAACCAUUGGUUUCAACAAUGGCUCAGUGUGAUCAAACACGAGUGGAUUAUCAAGACUCGGGAACUCGUGAAGGCAGGGAUGGUAGCCACACCUUUGGAUUUUACAGUCAGAUGGAGUUGUGAGAGAUUGCGAGAAGGAGGAGAGAAAUCAUGGUCUCCGGCCUAGGGGUUAAGAAGCCUGCAGAAAGACAGGACGAGCAAGAAACCAAGCGAGUUGAGGCACAUGAUAGCAAUAGGGGUUAGAUGUUAAGUGUUGGACAAGAAAUUGUGAUUUCCUCUUUUGCAAAUAUGGAAUGACAGGGUUUGUAUAGUAUGAGUAAGCUUGUGAGGAAUGCGGGAUAAAAGGACUAGCUAAGA